This is a messenger RNA of Hyla sarda, 442 nucleotides long. RefSeq names its product E3 ubiquitin/ISG15 ligase TRIM25-like. Gene Ontology annotation, molecular function: ubiquitin-protein transferase activity. Bases 26 to 442 code for a protein of 138 amino acids. The record is from RefSeq and is a predicted model, not a curated record. The transcript has a single exon. NCBI's taxonomy places the organism in Eukaryota, Metazoa, Chordata, Amphibia, Anura, Hylidae. Gene Ontology annotation, biological process: protein ubiquitination.
UCGUUUCCUGAUCUUCCCGUCAGCCAUGGCGUCGUCGACUGAACUGAUAGAAGAGCUGAACUGCUCCAUCUGUCUGGAGGUGUUUAGGGAUCCCAUCACCCUGAGAUGUGGGCACAACUUCUGCCAGGAGUGCAUUAAUGGAGUGCUGGACUCUCAGGAGUCGUCUGGAGUCUUCACCUGUCCUCAAUGCAGAAAAAGAUUCCCCUCAAAACCUUCAGUAGUGAGGAACACCACCCUGCGUAACAUUGCUGAAGGCUUCCAUCGUACACAGCAAGAAGCAGGUAACUCCGGCGUCAUUUGCACCUACCGCACCUUACCCUAUCGAGCUGUUAAAACCUGUCUGCAAUGUGAGACCUCCAUGUGUGAGAGACAUCUGAGGAAUCAUGACAGGUCAGUGCAACAUACGUUACUAGACCCCAUCUACCUGGAGAACAGAAAGUGA